Molecule: messenger RNA, 1506 nt
Organism: Adineta steineri
Lineage: Eukaryota; Metazoa; Rotifera; Eurotatoria; Adinetida; Adinetidae
Source: the annotation of a GenBank genome assembly
AUGAGUAAUAUUUACAUUCAAGAACCAGCUACUCGUGGAAAAGUUAUUUUGGAUACAACUGUUGGUGAUAUUGAAAUUGAACUUUUCUCUAAAGAAUGUCCAUUAGCGUGUCGAAAUUUUCUUCAAUUAUGUAUGGAUGGUUAUUACGAUGGAACUAUUUUUCAUCGUAUUGUCCCAAAUUUUAUCGCACAAGGUGGUGAUCCAACUGGAACUGGUGAUAGACAUGAAUCAUCUACGGGUUCAUUCUUUGCAGAUGAAUUUCAUACACGAUUACGUUUUAAUCGUCGUGGUCUUCUUGGUAUGGUUAAUACAGGACCAAAUACGAAUGCUAGUCAAUUCUUUUUUACAUUGGGUAGUACACCUGAACUUGAUAAAAAGAAUACAUUAUUUGCCAAAGUUGUUGGAGAUACAUUAUUUAAUAUGUUAAAGUUAGGUGAAGGUGAUGUUAUUGAUGAAACUCCUGUUUAUAAACAUAAAAUACUUAAAACUGAGAUUAUAACAAAUCCAUUUGAUAAUAUGGUACCACGACCUCGACCUAAACCUCAAAGAAUGGAUGAAGAUAAUGAAGAGAGAAAUAAAUCAAAAUCAACUGUAUCUGCUAAAGCCAUCAAAAAUUAUGGUCUUCUAUCAUUUGGAAAUGAAGCUGAAGAAGAUGAAGAAGAAGUAACAAAAGUUUCAAUGAAAUUUAAACAAAAAGGAACUGGAAAAAGUGCACAUGAUUUAACUAAUGAUGCAACAUUAAGUAAAAGUACAGUUCGAUUAGAUGUUGAUGAAGAAAGUGAUGAAGAAUUACCUAUUGAAAAACAAAUGUCGAAACCAGAAGGAAAAAGUGAUGCAGAUUAUGAUAAAGAAGAAUUGGAUCGAGUACGACAAAAAUUUCAAUCAAAAAAAUUAGCAUUACAUGAAAAGAAAAAAGCACCUAGACUUGAUGUAGAUGAUGAUGAAGAUGAUAAUGAUAAUCAACAAACAACUUCAUCAAAAUCAAAUGAAAAUGUUAAACUUGAAAUUGAACGAUUAAAAAAAGAAUUAAAACAAAUGAAAAAACCAUCAUCAUCAACAGAAAAUACUGUUCAAGAAGAAGAAGAAGAACCUACACCUCCUCCUCCUCAUAUGGUACCUGUUACUGCAGAUACUUCUGUAUUAAUGGAUGAAUUAAUGGCUGGUACAAGACGAAAUACGAAAAAAAAUCAUAAGACUCAUUCAAAUUCUAGAGAAUCACAAACACUUGAUUUAUUAGCAAAAUUUCGAGCAAAAAUUCAUGCAGCGAAAGAUGAACCAGUCAUCGAACCAGUUAAUGAAACAAAAAUUGAGCAAACAGCUGAUACUGCUAAAGAUCAAUUUUUAAAUCAUUGUUUUGUAUCAAAAGAUCUUUUAGAUGAUGUUCAAGAUAUUUAUACAAAUGCUGAUUUAUUAACUGUAUAUGAUCCAAGAAAUCCAAUGACUAAACGACGAAGAGAAGAAAGUAGUGCGUUACUUCAUCAGAAAAAACAUAAAGGACGUACAUAA